Agelaius phoeniceus (red-winged blackbird) is the source of this 1926-nucleotide messenger RNA. The record is from RefSeq and is a predicted model, not a curated record. Lineage: Eukaryota; Metazoa; Chordata; Aves; Passeriformes; Icteridae.
AUGGCCAAGCAGCAAACGCAGGCUGCAGAGCCCAACCCUCCUCUUCCUCAGGAAGGCUGCCCUGGGAUCUAUGGCCAGUCACUGGAGAUCAAGCUCAGGUCUCCCAAGGACAUCAGCCAGCUCCAGGUGGGACAGAAGCUGGAGCUGGAGUGUCACACUGACGGGAACCAUGGGGCAUCCUGGAUCCGCCAGGACAGCAGUGGGAGCCUUCACUUCAUUGUCUUCAUCAGCUCCAUGUCUCGGGCCACGUUUCAAGGGGGUCAGAAAACAUCCACUCGCUUUGAGGCGAGCAAAGACAGCUCGAUCCAUCGGCUGGCAGUGAAAUCUUUCACACCACAGGACCAGGGGAGCUAUUUCUGCGUGAUGAAUCUCAACCAAAUGCUGCACUUCAGCCCUGGCCAGCGUGCCUUCCUCCCAGUCACCACUACAGUGGCACCCAGCACUCCAGGACCCAUCACCCAGAGGGGCACCACUGAGGAGCCCAACCUCACAAUUGCAGAUCCAGAGGGAAGAAUACGGGGAGAUCUGAAUUUCUUCUGCCACAUCUUCAUCUGGGGGCCCUUGGCAGGUGCCUGCCUCCUGCUCUUCAUUGCCCUGGUGAUCACCAUCGUGCUGUGCCAACAAACCAGAAGACGAAGAUGCAGGUGUAAGAGACCUGCAAACGGGAAGCCCCCCACGAAACCCAGGACACCAAAGUAGCACAGAUCAGCAUCUGCUCCUCCUGGCUGCUGGAUCUUCUCCUGGGAGCUGUCAGCACAGAAAUCCAUCUCCUACCUUAUCCACAAGGCCAUAGCACCUCAGUCACUCUGCCCUGGCAGGCUUGAGGAGAUGACAGGGAGCACAGACACACAGACAAGGAGCAGGAGUUCCUGUGAGCUGCAGGGUGAGCACAGCUCCUUCCAGACCCUGAGCUUCCCUGGGCAAUGCCAGGGGUCAAGCACAGCUCCUUCCAAACCCUGAGCUCCUCCAGGCAAUGCCAGGGGUCAAGCACAGCUCCUUCCAAACCCUGAGCUCCUCCAGGCAAUGCCAGGGGUCACGCACAGCUCCUUCCAAACCCUGAGCUCCUCCAGGCAAUGCCAGGGGUCAAGCACAGCUCCUCCCAAACCCUGAGCUCCUCCAGGCAAUGCCAGGGGUCAAGCACAGCUCCUUCCAAACCCUGAGCUUCCCUGGGCAAUGCCAGGGGUCAAGCACAGCUCCUCCCAAACCCUGAGCUCCUCCAGGCAAUGCCAGGGGUCAAGCACAGCUCCUCCCAAACCCUGAGCUCCUCCAGGCAAUGCCAGGGGUCAAGCACAGCUCCUUCCAGACCCUGAGCUCCUCCAGGCAAUGCCAGGGGCCAAAAGCCACCUCUGCUCCCAAGGGCAGGGCUCAGGCACUAGAGCCAGGCCAAUCCUGGUGCUGACACACCUCAGUGAGAAGCUGGUGAGAAAUAAGGGCAUGAGCUGGACCUUUGCUCAAGGCUCUGUGUGAUUUCCUCCCAAAAUGCAGCCAGAGGUGGCAUUUGCUACACAAAGCCUUAGAAAUAAUUAUCCUCACUCAACACAUCUUCUGGUUGUGGUGCCUCUCUCCUAGGGCUUUUGUUGUUUCAGGUAAUGGGACACAAGACUGCUUUGAGAAGCUAAAUAUGGAUUCAUUGCCUUACUUUUGAGGUUUUUACAGUCCUGGGGGCUAAGGUUCACUGCUCCCCUCACACUUGUUCUGCUGCUACCCCUGAUUCUCCUAUUUCUGCAGGAGUUUGGCCUAAGUAAGGAAAGUGGGAUUUGCUUUCUUUCUGAGGGAAAUGCCUGAGUGAUUAAAAAAAAUUGUUUUGGUUAAGCAGGAUGUUUAACAUGUUGAUAUUUUGGGGACAUGUUAUGGACUACUGUAAGUUCUGUUUUUUCAGAUCUGUAUUUCAUGUAAAUAUUUCCUUAGUAUGCUUGCAAUUUAAGA